Molecule: messenger RNA, 889 nt
Organism: Rubroshorea leprosula
Lineage: Eukaryota; Viridiplantae; Streptophyta; Magnoliopsida; Malvales; Dipterocarpaceae
Source: the annotation of a GenBank genome assembly
AGGAUGAAGGAACGUGAUGAACGAAAAACAGACUUUAAAACAAAACAUGGUUUAUAUGAGUGCUGAUGGACAAACAAAAGUGGUUAAUAGGACGUUGUCAACCUUAUUACGAUCUAUUAUUCAGAAGAACUUGAAGAAUUGGGAAGAGUGUUUGCCGCACGUUGAAUUUGCUUAUAACCGGAGCAUCCAUUCAGCAACUAACUGCUCGCCAUUUGAGGUUGCAUAUGGUUUUAAUCCACUCACUUCUUUGGAUUUAUUGCCAUUACCUAUUGAUGAACAAGCUAGUUUGGAUGAGAAAAAAAAGCUGAAGUGGUUAAGCAACUACAUGAGAAGGCGAUGGACCAUUUCAAGUGAUUGCAAGAUAAACGACAAUGCAUACAAGUUGGAGCUUCCUGGUGAGUAUAAUGUUAGUGCUACUUUUAAUGUUUCUGAUCUUUCUCCUUUUGAUGUAAGUGACGAUUUGAGGACAAAUCCUUUUGAGGAGAGAGGGAAUGAUGGGAAUCAAGACGACAGCAUAUCUACUACGUCAUGUGAUCCAUUACACACCCAAGGAGGUCCAGUCACGCGAGCUAGAGCUAGUAAGAUGCAAGAAGCUUUAAAUGGCCUUAUUAAGCAGAUCUGGGUUGAUAACAACAUGCAAGAAAACUUUAUAGAACUUAUCAAGAUUAUUCUUGUGGCGUUCUAACCUGACUUAUCAUUCUCGUUCUUAAUCGUUUGAGGGUGUGGCAUCAAUCGACUUGAUACCUUUGGUUCUUGUUGCGACAUAAACAAUGAGUCAAGGUCCUAUUAUAAACCUGAUUUGGCUUUCCUGGAGUUUAGAAAUCCCUUGUCGUGCUGGGGGUCUCAUUGUUCUCUUUGGGGUUCUCUUCAAUAUAUGAAUUGCUAGGAU